UCGGCGGCCGGCGGGUGCGGGGCCUCCGAGGAAGCGGGCAGCCAUGGCCGCGGGCGUGGACCGCGGGGACGCGGCGGGCGGCCGGCAGCACGUGUUCCUGCUCCCAGAACAUUUAAAAGAUACUUCAAAGAAGAUGAGAAACGGGCUCAUGUUUGUAAAACUGGUUAGCCCGUGUUCAGGGGAAGGAGCCAUGUACUUGUUCAAUAUGUGUCUGCAGCAGCUGUUUGAAAUCAAAGUCUUCAAGGAGAAACACCAUUCUUGGUUUAUAAAUGAAUCAGUUCAAUCAGGAGGUCUUCUCCACUUUGCCACACCUGUGGACCCCCUGUUUCUGCUGCUGCACUACCUCAUGAAAACUGGUAAAGAGGGGAAGUUUCAGCCCCUAGAUCAAGUUGUGGUAGAUGACGUAUAUCCAGAUUGUGUCUUGUUGCUGAAACUUCCUGCACUUGAGAAGCAACUUCGCCACGUGACGGAGGAAAAAGAAAUUGACAACAAGAAAUAUUAUAAGUAUAGCAAAGAGAAGACAUUAAAGUGGCUGGAAAAAAAGGUUAAUCAAACUAAGGCUGCAUUAAAAACCAAUAACGUGAAUGUUGGUAACCGGGUACAAUCAACUGCAUUUUUCUCUGGAGACCAGGUUGCCAGUGACAACGAAGAGGAUUAUCUGCGUUAUGCCCAUGGUCUGGUAUCUGAUUACAUCACUAAAGAACUAAGUGAUGACUUAGCUAAGUACUUGAAGCUUCCAGAACCUCCAGCUCCAUUGCCAAACCCUCCAUCAAAGAUGGCAGCACAGAGACAGAAAAGGAACAAGUGAAGGCGGCUCCACCAAGGCUUCGCUGCUGCCCUGCACCGUCAGACAUUGCAAAAGCACCAAGACUUUCUCUUCUGCGCUUUCUGGAAAAUCACCAAGCACCAAAAAGUGCAUUUUCAAGACCUACCCACGCACACUUAUCUAUCUGGUCAACAUCGCGAGUCUGUGUGGUCUGGAGCCUGACCGUGACACUACCCAUUAUCUGAGGAAUUCAAACCACAUCACCCUCUGCCCUGGCUCAUCUUCCCAUAAAAGUGUGCAUUAUUCCCAUACAGUGCUUCAGAUCUGAAGGUUCCUCGUGAGAUUUGGCCCUGUUGGUUGGUUCUGCUUGGGUCAGGUUAGCACAUCUUAGUUGUGUAUGUGGGGACCUCAGCACUUGCACUGAAAGCUUUGGUGAACUAAGUUUCAACCCUUACUUUAAAAACUUGCAAAAAGCCUGACCUUUCUUUACUCCUUAUCAACUUGGCAGCUUCUGAUUCAUAGCAGUACCUAAUCAUGUGCACUUUAUGAUCUGGAGUUAUAAACAUGGCUUCAUUUUUUACAGAUUUGUCCGCUAUGUGUAUUCUUAUUAUUUUUUAGAGGGCAUAAGAUAAAAAGGAAAGUUGGAAGUCAAUGCCAAAAAGUAAUUUAGUUGGGAAUGUGGGUAUAUAGUGUGUUUUGGAGGCAGUAGAGGUUUUGUGCAAAAAUCUGAAGGGGAAUGGAUGUGUAGCCUAGGAAUUAAGGUGCUCAUAUCCCACAUGGGGGUGCCUGGGUUCAGUUCCCAAUUCCAACACCCGACUCCAACUCCCAACCAGUGCAGACUCUGGGAGACACCAGUGAUGACCCAAUUAGUUGGGUUCCUGUCACUCAUGCGGGAGACUGAAUACAGUCGCCCACUGCCAGCUUUGGCCUCACCCCCAGCCAUUGUGGGCAUUUGAGGAGUGAACUGGUAUAUGGAAGCUCGCUCGCGGCUCGCUCUCUCU
Molecule: messenger RNA, 1767 nt
Organism: Lepus europaeus (European hare)
Lineage: Eukaryota; Metazoa; Chordata; Mammalia; Lagomorpha; Leporidae
Gene: RNASEH2B
Product: ribonuclease H2 subunit B
Exons: 10
Coding region: 44-808 (254 amino acids)
Biological process (GO): RNA catabolic process; ribonucleotide metabolic process
Cellular component (GO): nucleoplasm; ribonuclease H2 complex
Source: RefSeq, a predicted model, not a curated record